CUUCCGUGCAAGUGGAGACGUUGAUACCUCUCAGGGUCGGGUCAGCAAUUGACCCGAUUGCAUAUUCCCGGCGCAAUAACGUGAUUCGAUCACCUGACAUUCCGGAAGUCGAACCCCGUCAGAACCGACUGAAAAGCUAGAAACAGCCAAAACCGCAUUUUAAAUUUACUUUUCACUUAUCAAAAAAUAACAACUGGUCGAAAGUUAUUAAAGCGUGUGGUCGCUAUGAUCGCGUGUGAUUUUGGACAUUGAACCAUGGAAAAUAGGGACCGUCCCCAGCUCAAUGACAACGCAUGUACUUGGUGCCGGCGCAGGAAACUGAAAUGUGAUAGGAACCAACCUCGUUGUGGCCUGUGCUUACGUCUAGGAAAAGACUGUAUCUACAAGGCAAUGAGCAAGAGGAGUAGUCCGAAGCGGAAGCUCUUACAAGACCUAGACAUUCGCCUGACCAAAAUUGAAGAGCUUCUCAAAGAGAAGCACUACUGCCCUGAGCUACAAUUGUCCUCUUCGUCAUCUUUGCCUGAGAAUCAGCAUAAUAUCCCUCUAUCUGGACACUUCGACUUCCCUUUAUCACAGUCACCGCGGUUUGAAAGUUCUUUGUUCGAUCCCACGCAACAUUUUGCAAACGGAAUAGAAGCUUGCCUGGCCAGCCAUACACACUUUAAGGUGAUUUCUGGCACUCCGGGCGCUUCUCACUCGAAAUCUGUCGGCUCGGGUUCGGGAGAGCAGCUUCCCUCCAAAGACCUGAUUCGUGCGCUGGACAAUAUAUUCUUUGAAAAGGUUUAUCCGUCGAUACCUAUUAUUCAUCCUCGCCGCUUCUUUGUCAACUCAAGUCUCUCAGCCUCUUCACGCCCAUCGCUUGCCUUGCGAUAUAUGAUAUGGUGCCAUGCAGCAUUAUCUUCUGAUCGAUACUACUCAUUGCAUGGUGAAUUCUAUCAAUGCGCUCGCAAGUAUGUUGAACUUGGCGAGACUACGGAAAGCUUUGGGCAGAGCAUCGUCACAAUGUCCCAAUGCCAAGCAUCGAUACUAUUAUCUAUCUACGAGUUUCGAUUGCUAUUUAUCCCCCGGGCAUGGGUCAGUAUAGGUAAAACCUCCAAUCUCAUAUUGACUGCUGGUCUCAAUCAAUUGGACGGGCCAACUCAAGAUGUCACAAUGUGUAUUCCUCCUCCAAAAGAUUGGGUUGAAAGAGAAGAACGCCGAAGAAUAUUUUGGAUGGCGUUUUGUAUAGAUUCGUACGCAAGCAUUGGGACCGGACGUCCUAUGACUAUUGAUGAGACCUCGAUUAUAACUACCCUUCCCGCUUCUGAGCAGUCUUUCCUUGAAUGCAAGCCAGAACGCACCCUUCAAUUAUGCGAGAUCUUUGCCGGUGACGGUGCAUCCACAUUGUCUUCUUUCGCUUACGUUUGUGUCGCGGCCAGCUUGCUUAAGCGUAGCUGUCCACGUAACCGCCGAAUGCCAGAACAAGGGAAUGAUGGCGGCGUGAGCGAGCCCGCUAGGCAACAGCCUCAGAUUUAUGAUGAAAUUCUCAUCCCCAUCUUUCAACAUCUUCCCGGGCACUUUCGACUACCCAGCAGUAUGAAUGAUGUGAAUGUCUUUUUUUCUAAUCUGUGCGUCCAUGCUUCCACGAUUUGGUACCAUCAAGAAGCAGUCAUCCUGGGUAAAACAUGCCAGGUGCUGGAUUGGUAUAAGAUGGAAAACAACCAGCGUUGUUUGUUAGCGGCGAGUCAAAUAGUUAGCCUCACACGAGUAAUCCGGGAUUUGGACCCGUCAAAGUGCAACACCUUCAUACCAUUUCCCUUGUUUCUGGCAGCAAGGGUUUUUGUGCAACACUUAAGAUCUCAGCCGGAUAAUCCAACUAUCAGAUCAUUGCUACAAUAUAUUGUAUCAAUUCUGAACCUCAUGAAGGGAAGGCAUCCUCUAGCUGGACUGUUCCUCCGUGAACUGGAUGUCUCCAUUGUACCGGCUUCUGGGCAACAAUAGAGCAGCUUCGUCACAAUCCAAUCAGAAUUGAACAUAACGUUGCAAAGCAAAUUCAAUGGUCUGUUUUCUACUGUGAUAUGCUUUGAUUUCUCAACCAAAGUCUAAAUGCUUGGAAAUACUGCAAGUUACACGCCUGCUUUUAAACCACUUUGCGCUUUCAGAGCGCCAAACCCCCGGGCAGGCUCUACCACCCUUGAGAUUUUACACACCGCUUUGGGUCUCCUAUUAUUCUUGUCAUUCGAAUGGAGUCUUUUCCAAAUUAAAGCCAGGGUGAGAUCCAGGAUCAACUGGUGCCAUUACACGAAAUUAUUAAGACUGGGAGAAGGAAAAAGAGAAAAAUACGUCAUGUAUCCCAAGAAGAAACCACUAUCUAAUCAUCCCGAUCUAGUUCUCGCCAAACCCUUAGAAAAGGCUAUACACCACUUCAUCCUCCCAUUCAGUACGUUGGCGGCCAACCUCAUUCUCAAGCACAUUUCCAGCAUUAUUGUGCAGUGGUUGGUCGUCAUAGUCGAAAGGACAAUCAUCAUCGGGAA
This is a messenger RNA of Penicillium brasilianum, 2513 nucleotides long. NCBI's taxonomy places the organism in Eukaryota, Fungi, Ascomycota, Eurotiomycetes, Eurotiales, Aspergillaceae. The record is from the annotation of a GenBank genome assembly.